Knipowitschia caucasica is the source of this 573-nucleotide messenger RNA. NCBI's taxonomy places the organism in Eukaryota, Metazoa, Chordata, Actinopteri, Gobiiformes, Gobiidae. The record is from the annotation of a GenBank genome assembly.
AUGGGUCAGGCCCACAGUGAAUCGGACUCGGAGGUGGCCCUGUCCCAGAUCCAGGACCUGUACAGGAGGUUUGCGACCGAGUGUCCGAGCGGGAACCUGCACCUGCACGAGUUCAGGAGGAUCUUUGGGUUCAGCCACACCUCCUCCGAGGAAGAGUCGGCCUACAUCGAGACCGUGUUCCGCUCCUUCGACACCAACGGGGAUGGACAUCUAGACUUCCUGGAGUACGUGGCUGCCGUUCACCUGAUCUUUCGAGGGAAACUCAAAGAUAAGCUUGUUUGGUCGUUUAAAGUGUUCGACCGCGACGGCAACGGCAGCUUGGACCGAGAAGAGGUCGGAACCAUCAUCAAGAUCAUUUGGAAAAUCAAGAAGCCGCACGAACCCAACACGUCCCUGAGCGUGGCUGAGAUCGUGGACCGUAUCUUUACACUGGUCGACAAGAACAACGACUGUCGGAUCUCGUUGGACGAGUUCAUCGAAGGAGCAGAGAAAGACCCGUGGGUCCUGGACCAGCUCAAACUGGACCUCGGACCCUGUGAAUGGUUCGUUGAGCAGUCAGGCACCAAGACCUGA